Microsporum canis CBS 113480 is the source of this 1683-nucleotide messenger RNA. Its product is annotated as glutamate decarboxylase. Gene Ontology annotation, biological process: L-glutamate catabolic process. NCBI's taxonomy places the organism in Eukaryota, Fungi, Ascomycota, Eurotiomycetes, Onygenales, Arthrodermataceae. The transcript has 5 exons. Gene Ontology annotation, molecular function: glutamate decarboxylase activity; pyridoxal phosphate binding. The record is from RefSeq and is a predicted model, not a curated record. Bases 1 to 1683 code for a protein of 560 amino acids. Gene Ontology annotation, cellular component: cytosol.
AUGGCGCUCUCAUCGCAUGUUGAUCCUGAUGCGAUCAUCAAGCAAUUCCGUGAAGAUUCCGAAACAGAUCAGGACCAGGAGUCCAUCUUCACUUCGAACGCAGUGUCAUCCGUAGCACCAUACUCGACUAGAUAUUCAAGCAGGGAGGAGAUUCCCAAGUUCAAAAUCCCAAAAUUCGGAGCUCGUGCGGAUGCAGUGCACCACAUGUUGAGCAAUGAACUCGAUCUGGACGGCAUCCCAAAUUUGAACAUGGCAAGUUUUGUCGGUACUUAUAUGGACCGAGAAGCAAACAAACUUCUGGUAGAGAAUAUCAGCAAGAACCUUGCUGAUGCUGACGAGUAUCCUGCAUUGAUGGCUAUACAUGCGAGAUGCAUAUCCAUAAUAUCCCAUCUCUGGAACCCAAAGCCGGGAGAAGAAGCAAUUGGAUCCGCUACAACCGGGUCAUCUGAAGCUAUUCUGCUUGGAGGCCUGGCCAUGAAAAAGAGAUGGCAGCAGAUGCGCAAGGAUGCAGGGAAAGACAUUUCUAAUCCGAAUAUCAUCAUGGGUUCGAAUGCCCAAGUAGCACUUCUUAAAUUUGCCAGGUAUUUUGACGUCGAACCCCGAGUGCUGGAUGUCUCUGAGACGAGCCAGUUUCGUCUAGAUCCAGAAUUGGUAAAGAAAAGCGUGGAUGAGAAUACCAUCGGAAUAUUUGUCAUCAUGGGAAGCACCUACACGGGGCACUAUGAGCCUGUUGAGGAGAUUUCAAAUAUCCUAGAUGACAUACAAUCCGAAACCGGAUUCGACAUCCCUAUCCAUGUUGAUGCUGCCAGUGGUGGGUUUGUCGCUCCAUUUACCGAUGCAGGGGCUGGAGGACCAAAAUGGAAUUUCGAGCUGCCCCGAGUCAAGUCAAUCAAUGCAUCCGGACAUAAGUAUGGCCUCGUGUAUGCUGGAUUGGGGUGGAUUAUCUGGCGAGAUCGCUCCUAUUUGCCAAAAGAACUCAUCUUUGAGCUUGACUAUCUCGGCAGCAGAGAGGAGACUUAUACAUUGAACUUCUCCCGGCCAGGGGCACAAGUUAUUGGCCAGUAUUAUAAUUUUAUCCGCCUUGGAUUCAAUGGAUAUCGAGAGAUCAUGGAAAACUGCUUAUCGAAUGCUAGGUUGCUUAGCAAAACUUUGGAGCGAACGGGGUGGUUUGUAUGCUUGAGCGAUAUCCACCGCAAAAAGGGAGAAUUCUACCACCAGCAUCUGAACAAAAUCACGCCUUUCAAAGAAGGUGAAACGUCAGCCGAUUAUAACGCAGGCUUGCCAGUGGUAACAUUCCGAUUCUCUGACGCAUUCAAGAAGAACUACCCACAUGUGAAGCAAGAGAGUAUAAGCCUCUUGUUAAGGUCAAAACAGUAUAUUGUUCCUAACUAUCCGCUCCCUCCUAAGGAACAGGAGACGGAAAUCAUGAGGGUUGUUGUUCGGGAGAGUAUGGCCGCAGACCUGAUCGACAAGCUCGUGGCGGAUAUUAUAGCAAUCACCGAGAGGCUUAUGAAGUCCGACCCAGUAGACCUAUCUGCACUCCAGACAGGCCCGACUAGCCUCGAACGCCGUCGUGUAAAGAAAAAAAAUCACCCUCACAAGGUCUCGAAACGAUCGAAUGGGAAGAAUGGGAAAUCCGCCGGCCACCCGAUGAAAAGUGGAAUCCACCGUUCGGUUUGCUAG